This is a messenger RNA of Owenia fusiformis, 1582 nucleotides long. The record is from the annotation of a GenBank genome assembly. NCBI's taxonomy places the organism in Eukaryota, Metazoa, Annelida, Polychaeta, Sabellida, Oweniidae.
GAUUAAAUCAGUCAGUUCAUAAGCUUAUGAUAGGCUAAAUGUUAUUUCUCAGUCGUGUAUUCGUACUUUUGAGGUGAUAAUCAAACCUAGAUGUUUUUAGAUGUUUAAUGUGUGAUAAUCAAUGAAAUUUAUGGAAUGUGUUCGUUUACAGUGGAUUCAACAUGGCGGACGAAGUAAGAGAUGACAACAUUAUGUUGGACCUUCAAAAACAUCUCCAAAUAGCCAAAGUUCCACUAGCAAGUCUCUCUAGUCUUGCUAAGCGAGGAGAUGAAAAGAGGUUUUUGGCUAGUAUAGAUGACCUAAGGCUAGUAGAGAGGUUCCUAACAGAAAAUGUAGAGAUCACUGGGGACACAGCAGAUGAAGCCAUGCAGAGUCAGCUCUAUAUAGCUUGUUUCUGGGGGUUUAAGGACAUAGUACGAGCGCUGGUAGCUAAAGGUGCAGAUGUCAACUCACAAAACAAAGGGACACUUUGGACCCCGCUCCAUGCUGCAUGUUUCCAAGAACAUGGUCCAGUUGUGAUGAUCUUGUUAGAGAAUAGGGCUCAGCCAGAACUUCCUGAUUCUGAAAACAGGACUCCAAAGGAUUUUGCUUCUGCAUCUCAGAAAAUCUGGCCUCAUUUUGCUGCCUUAGGGUUAAAACAGACUCCGAAACAUUUGCUCAUAGAGAUGGGAAUUAUUAAAAAGGUUGCCACUAGUAACUCCAUAUCCCCAAGGACAUCACCAAGGGUACCAGGAGCUGGCAUAAGAAUGGCUGCAUAUAGCAGACCAGAAUCAGCCUAUGCCUACAACAAUGACCCAUUUAUGAAUGCUGCAGUGGGUGGAGAUGUGCUAGCUGAUGAAGACAGAGAUGGUACAGCAUCAUCACCACAGCAACAACAACCUCAAUUUACCAUGUGGAAGUAGGAUCUCAAUGUUUAUAAUCUCAAAGCAGGGCUUGUAUUCCCAUAAUGCAACAUUCCCAGAAGCCACUGGUUGGCUUUCAUAUCAUGGAUAUAUUAUAAAGGUCAAUGCAAUUGUUGCUUGCCUUUGUCAUUACGUUAUAACUGCAAUUUCAUUGUGCAUGAUAUUCCCCUAUAAUAGAUAAAAACACUGAUGACAUAGUACAGUUUAUUUUAUGAGUGGCGAUAGACUGGGCAUACUGUAUUAUAUACAUCUUAUUAUCGUAGUAAUCCAGCAACCGCUGUGACUGGAAUAAGAUCAGACUUUAGAACAUAAACCUGACAUAAUUUUGAAUUAUACUUAAAUUGAAAAUAGAGUACACAUAGAAGGAAUGGUAUCUUUAUCAGGGAAAUAUUGCACUUUGUGGAGACAUUUGAUACUUGGAAUUCUGAAAAAAUGGUGAUAUUUGUUCAGUAUUGUUCAGUCAGAACAGGAAAAAUCCUGAGCAACACUUGUGUUGAGGAGAUCCAGUGCAAAGAAGUUAUCAGCAUAAAUGAUGAUUGAUGUAGUCUAGUCAUGUAGUAUUUGUAUUUUUAUGUCACCACCACAAGAGGUGACAUAAUGUAAUGGUCUCCAACAUUUUUCUGGAUGGUGUUUGGUGUUUGACAGUCAGUAUUCAAUGUCUAACAAAUGGCAGGUGGUGA